CGAGGCCUGGUGCGCGGAUCGCCCUUCUCGCGCCUCGUGGUGGCAGGAUUCGUCCUUAGGACGCACCCAGGAGAAGGAGGAAGGGGAAGAGUCAUCCCGCUGGAUUCGCACUUCGGCUCCCAGCGGGCUCGGGCAAGGAUCCCAUCGAAUAAACCAGGGUGGAGGAGGAUUAAUCCCAAAUAAAUAGGUGGUAGAAGAUCCACAGGAGGGUUGCCACUAAUAAAGGAUCCUUUUAAGGGGGAACAUAAUUUUCAAGGACGUCACGCGUCCUUCCAGGACCUCACGAGGGGAUUUAAACUCUUCCUUGCUGCAAGGAUGCAUUUAUGCGGAUGCAACUCAUCCUCCCACUUAUUGUACAUGUGAUAAGGAGGUCGCCGCGAAUGAAGGAACUUGGAGGUACCUCCACCUGGAUUUCGGCGAGAGGUCUGCAGAUUCGUCGAGUCAAAGUCUCGGAAAGCCCCCCUAGGAGAAAAUCGAAAUAAGCGGAUGAUCAGCUGAUCAGCUGAUCGGUCGAGGACCCGAUCGCCAGGCCACCAUGUAAACGCGUAGGCGUCCCGGAAGUAGCGUAGUGAUAACGUUAUCACGGGACAAUUCAUCCCGUCCUAUCCGGAGAAAAGUGCCGAGAUUAAUAGUAAUCCCACUUUCGGGGACCAUUUAUCACUGAUAAGGAGAGUCCUGGGGGAAUUUCGAGGGAGAUAGGGAAGGAAGGAAGCAUGGCGAGUCGCAUGAAGGCGUUGUACAACCAGGUGUUGUUUGAGAGGAGGAUACUUUUCGGGUGCACUGUUCUCGUCGGUCUUUGCGCUUGCUUUUGGGCGGUUUCCAUCGCUAUCGAUCAUUGGUACAUUUUGGAAUCGUCGGAUGGAACAGGAUUGACAUGUCUCGAGUCAAGAGGCAAUGGCAGUGUCGGGCUCUUCAAGUACAUGGGGCUUUGGAAGUACUGCGAGUACGGUACAGAGAGAGUCGACUCCGGGACCUCCACGGAGACUAAGCCAUAUGUGAUCUGCAAGUUCCACAACAUGUUCCCCGCGGAGACCCCCGCCAAGCAAAACGUGGACCUCGACCAGACGGUGUUGAACUACUCGAGGACCCAGGGCUCCUUUGCGGUUAUGAGCAUGGCGAUCAUGCUCAUGGGCUUUGGAUUCUCGAUUUACACCUUCCGGAAUCCUCGAUACAUGUUCAAGAGGCUCGCUGGGGGUAUUCACUUCAUCGGCGCCGCCUGCGUGAUGGUGGUGAUACAGGUGCUCUUAUCAGCUGCCGAGUACGAGAGCGACAGGUGCACAAGACAGUCAUCCCCUGAUGCGAUAAUGACCUACGACUAUUCCCUGAUUUUGGCGUGGUUCGUCUUUAUCGGGGUGCUGAUAUCAGGCUGCGCUUUCAUGAUCUUCUCGAAAAAGCGAAAGAGGGACAGAGCACCGACCGAAGAAAUCGCCAUGGCGGACGAGCCGACGAUAAUAGGUCGUUAAGACUAUUCCCCUCUUCUCUUCUUAUCACGUUAUCACAUUCGCGCACCUCGGCGAAAUUAAAUUCGCCCAGAGAUCUUCGCGGGUCUCUUCUUAUCGGAAUUUGCCUCUAAUCGUGCCAGCCUUCGACCAAUUAUCGAAUAGUCAUUUUUCUCAUCGUCUUUUCACCCCUUCUAACGUUAUCAAUCCGCUCUGAUAAGAGGUGGCGGUAACGCAGGUGCCUUUAAAAAAUCAGGGGCCGGGACAUUUUCUACCUUAUCGACUGCCUCGGAAAGAGCAAGGCCGUCCUUUGAUAAGAGCGACUGAUUUUGGGGAAAUCGUCAUUUGAUGAGUGUCUUCUUUUUUUUACAAAAGGAAAGAAAAAAGAUCAUUAUCUCGAAAAUGGACGGAUAAUCUUGUCGCAUAAGGAGGCGAAGAAAAAAAAAAAAAGUCGACCCUUGCCGCUAAUUUUAUCGAUAUCUUAGUGUUUAAUUAAAAUCCUUUCUACUUAGGCGUUUAAUAUUUCCAGGGAUUUCCCGGAGAUUUUCGGAAAAUCUUUUGGAGGGAUUAGAAAAUGAAUGAACUAUUGAGAGAGUGGAUGGAUUUCGAUGGUCGAUCGCCGAGACAUUUUUCGGAGCCCUACUGAUAAGCGUUGUCACUGAUAAUACUCGUGUACAUAGGCUAAGGCCGAGGUACACAGGAGAAUAAUUUUUUAUUUUAUUUAAUCGGCUUAAUUACAUGCUUAGAUGGUGUCCGGCUCCAUUUAACUUUCAGUGACGUCAUUCGCAAGGACGUUCAUUCUUUUCAUAUUUCUCUCUCUCUCUCUCUUUUGUCAUUUCUUACAAAGUUUAUUUUAUUUUAUUUUUUUCGGAAUUCUCGCACAGAGAAAAAUAUUCGGUUCAUCGAUACAAUCUUUCCUGGAUUAGCCAUUGAAUAUGGUUUACGAGAAGCAAAUGUCUCAUUACACCAAGUGUUAAAGUAAUUCGUUAUGUUUAACCAAAAUAUUCGGUUUAUUCCCUGAAAUGUUUUCUCAAAUUGACAAAUCCGUUCAUUUGAAACAGUUCAGUCGAUUGGCGCAAAGAAAUUUGGUCCGGUGAUGAAAUUUAAUUACUUAAGGUAAUUUUUUUUCUUUCCUUUAAAUGAACUUGAAUUUUGUUAAGUGAACCUAUUUUUUUUUUUUUUUCUUCGUGCAGAUUCGAAUUUACAGUAACGCUGAUUAAGGGGCAGUGCAGGUUUCGAGUAGAAAAUUACGUGAUUAGCCAGACGUCGGGCGAUCGUGCAUUAACGGUGCAAUUGUUAAUAUGGAUUGUCGGCGAGGACUUUUUCCAAAUUUUUAUACCUCUUAUCUCUUAAGGAACGCGUCGACCUCUCUACCUUUGCCGUGAGUCGACUUUACAAAAUUUAUAUANA
This is a messenger RNA of Orussus abietinus, 2849 nucleotides long. RefSeq names its product transmembrane protein 114. The coding region runs from base 714 to 1463 and encodes 249 amino acids. The record is from RefSeq and is a predicted model, not a curated record. Gene Ontology annotation, cellular component: plasma membrane. The transcript has 8 exons. Lineage: Eukaryota; Metazoa; Arthropoda; Insecta; Hymenoptera; Orussidae.